GACCAGCCACCAUAAAAAUGAGUGGCUCCCACCCCCGCCAGCACCAGUCGGUCCAACCGGCGCUCAGCGCCCUCUCCCCGGACAUGCCUGCUACAGAAAAGGACCUCGCAGAGGGCGCGACGUGGAAGAAGAUCCAACAGAACACGUUCACCCGCUGGUGUAACGAGCAUCUGAAAUGUGUCAACAAGCAGAUCACCAAUCUCCAGACGGACCUGGGCGACGGGCUGCGGCUCAUCGGACUCCUGGAGGUGUUGAGUCAGAAGAAAAUGUUCAGGAAAUACAACCAGAAGCCCACCUUCCGACAGAUGCAGCUCGAGAACGUCUCGGUGGCGCUCGAGUUUCUAGACAAGGAGAACAUCAAGUUGGUGUCAAUAGACUCCAAGGCCAUAGUAGAUGGUAAUCUGAAGCUGAUCCUUGGCAUGGUGUGGACUCUGAUCCUCCACUACUCCAUCUCCAUGCCCAUGUGGGACGAGGAGGAGGAGGGCGGCGACGGCCAGCACAAGACCCCAAAACAGAGGCUUCUGGGAUGGAUCCAGAACAAGCUCCCAGAUAUCUCCAUCCACAACUUCAGCAGAGACUGGCGGAGUGGCAGAGCACUGGGGGCACUGGUCAACAGCUGUGCUCCGGGCCUGUGUGCAGACUGGAACCAGUGGGACCAAACUAAACCAGUGGAGAACGCCCGGGAGGCCAUGAAACAGGCUGAUAACUGGCUGGGCAUCCCUCAGGUGAUAACCCCAGAGGAAAUUGUUGACCCCAAUGUAGAUGAACAUUCCGUGAUGACAUACCUGUCCCAGUUCCCCAAGUCCAAACUGAAACCUGGCGCACCCCUGUGCCCCGGACUCGACCCCAAGAAUGCCUGCGCAUAUGGACCAGGUAUAGAGCCAGUAGGUAACGCUGUGAUGAAGAAGGCUGUGUUUACAGUGGAGACCAUCAGUGCUGGGAUGGGAGAGGUCCUAGUGCAUGUAGAGGACCCUGCCGGACACAGAGAGGAGGCCAAAGUGACAGCCAACAAUGAUACGAACCAAACCUACUCUGUCUUCUACAUACCCAAGGUCACUGGGAUGCACAAGGUGACGGUGCUGUUUGCGGGGCUACACAUCAAUAAGUCUCCGUAUGAGGUGGAUGUGGGGAUGGCCCAGGGAGACAGCAGUAAAGCUACAGCUCAGGGACCCGGACUAGAACCUGCCGGGAACAUCGCCAAUGAGACCACAUGCUUUGACGUCUACACCGCAGGUGCUGGUGUGGGAGAGGUGGAGGUGGUGAUCAUGGACCCAGUGGGUAAGAAGGACGUGGUGGUGUGUCAGAUAGAGGAUAAGGGCAACAGUUCGUACCGCUGCACCUACAAACCCACCCUGGAGGGGACCCACACCAUCUACGUUACCUUCGCUGGAGGACAGAUCAGCAAGAACCCCUUCACUGUCAACAUAGGAGAGGCUUGUAACCCCAGCCUGGUUCGGGCUAAGGGCCGUGGUCUCCAGCCUAAAGGCCUCCGGGUGAAGGAGACAGCUGACUUCAGAGUCUUCACCAAAGGAGCUGGGACUGGAGAACUCAAAGUCAGCAUCAAGGGCCCCAAGGGCCUGGAGGAGCCAUGUAAGAGGAAGGAUGUUGGAGACGGAGUGUUUGGGUUUGAGUACUACCCCACCACCCCCGGAACAUACAGUAUAACGAUAACCUGGGGAGGACAACACAUCCUCAGCAGCCCGUUGGAGGUGAAGAUUGGUUCGGAGGCAGGGCCACAGAAUGUGCGUGCCUGGGGGCCUGGCCUGGAGACCGGCAUUAUGGGUAAAUCUGCCGACUUCGUGGUCGAGGCCGUUGGAGACAACGUGGGAACACUGGGUUUCUCGGUGGAGGGCCCGUCCCAGGCGAAGAUCGAGUGUGAUGAUAAGGGCGACGGGUCAUGUGACGUGCGGUACUGGCCAAUGGAAGCAGGAGAGUACGCGGUGCAUGUGCUCUGUAACAACGAGGAUAUCCAGCACUCUCCCUUCAUGGCUGACAUCACUGCUGCUCCAAACAAGGACUUCUACCCUGAUAAGGUGAAAGUGCAUGGUCCAGGUCUACAGAGUAGUGGUCUAGCUGUGGGCAAACGGACUGAGUUCACCGUCGACGCCAAACUAGGAGGCAAAGCCCCUCUCAGGAUCCUGGCACAGGAUUGUGAGGGUACCCCAGUAGAUGUCCAGGUGAAGGAUAAUGGUAAUGGGACGUACACCUGCAGUUACACCCCCAAGAAACCCCUCAAACACACCAUCAUGGUGUCUUGGGGCGGGGUCAACAUACCGGACAGUCCUUUCAGGAUGAGUAUCGGGGCAGGCUGCCACCCUAACAAGGUGAAGGUGUCAGGUCCUGGUGUGGCUAAAACAGGGCUGAAGGCUUUUGAACCAACAUCCUUCACUGUGGACUGUACUGAGGCGGGACAAGGGGACAUCAGUAUAGGUAUAAAGUGCUCUCCAGGUGUGGUGGGACCGGCGGAGGAGGCAGACAUCGACUUCGACAUCAUCAGGAACGACGACGACACGUUUACUGUUAAAUACACCCCGCCAGGCGCUGGUAGCUACACCAUCAUGGUGCUGUUCGCUGACCAGACCAUCCCCAUGACUCCCAUCAGGAUCAAAGUUGACCCGUCACAUGACGCCAGCAAGGUCAAGGCCGAGGGACCAGGACUCAACCAUAGUGGUGUGGAGUUGGCCAAGCCGACCCACUUCACAGUAAAUACCAAGGCCGCAGGUAAAGCCAAGCUGGACGCUGUGUUCUCCGGCCCGGGUAAAGGAGAGACGGUCAAGGACUUUGAGAUCAUCAACAACCCCGAUAACACCCAUACGGUCAAGUACACCCCUGUCCAGCAGGGUGUUCUGGGAUUGGCCCUCACCUACGGAGGAGAUUCUAUUCCCAAGAGUCCCUUCUCCAUCCCCGUGGCACCAAGCCUUGACCUCAGCAAGAUACAAGUGGCUGGACUGGGUGAUAAGAUGACGGUGGGUAAGGACCAGGAAGUGACCGUGAAGUCUGAAGGAGCAGGAGGCCAGGGGAAAGUCUGGGCCAAUGUUACAGGGCCUUCUGGGAAGCCUGUCACCAGCAAGGUGGAGGCAGGUCUUAAACCAGAGACCAGUCAAGUGAAGUUUAUCCCUUGGGAGGCGGGGCCAUAUCAGGUGGAGCUGACCUUUGACGGAGCUCCGAUCCCAGGAUCCCCCUUCAACCCCACCGCCUAUCCCCCCACCGAUGCCACCAAGGUGAAGUGUUCCGGCCCAGGGUUGGAGCGUGCCAAGGUGGGAGAGACUGGGGAGUUUGUGGUGGACUGUACCAGCGCGGGUCCAGCUGAGCUGACCAUAGAGAUCAUCAGUGACACCGGGACAGAGGCAGAGGUCCACAUCCAGGACAACGGAGACGGAUCCUACACCAUCACCUACAUCCCCCUGUACCCCGGCUCCUACACCCUCACCAUCCGCUACGGGGGGCAGGAUGUACCCAACUUCCCCGCCUGCCUGACCGUGGAGCCGGCGGUCAACACCAGCGGAGUCCGCGUGUUCGGACCGGGAGUAGAGGGCAAAGGCGUGUUCCGUGAGGCAACCACAGACUUCACGGUAGACGCGCGGCCUCUGACCCAGAUGGGAGGGAAGCACAUCAAGACAGUCAUCCAGAACCCAUCUGGAGCCGUUACCGACGCUGUCAUCACCGACCACUGUGACGGAACCUACAGCGUAGAGUACACUCCCUACCAAGAGGGUCCCCACAUUGUAGAUGUGGUGUACGAUGAGACACCAGUACCCAACAGUCCAUUCCAUGUUGGCGUGACGGAGGGGUGUGACGCGGGGCGUGUGCGUGUGCAUGGACCCGGCCUGGACAGAGGCAUCACUAACAAAGCCAAUACAUUCACAGUGGAGACCCGUGGUGCGGGUACGGGGGGUCUGGGUCUGGGAGUAGACGGCCCAUCGGAGGCUAAGAUGUCCUGCACCGACAACAAAGAUGGCAGCUGCAGUGUAGAGUACAUUCCCUACGAGGCUGGAACAUAUAACCUCAACAUCACCUACGGAGGACAGCCUAUUGUUGGCAGUCCCUUCCAGGUGUCUGUCAGCAACACGGUGGACAUUUCUAAGGUUCAGUGCAUGGGGGAGGGGCUUGGAACCAACGUGCGUGCCAACAUUCCACAGGCUUUCUCCGUGGACACCUCUAAAGCAGGAGUUGCCCCUCUACAAGUCAGAGUACAAGGACCCAAAGGUGUUGUAGAGUCAGUAGAUUUAGUGGAUAAUGGAGACCAGACUCACACAGUGAACUACAUCCCGACCAGAGAGGGACCUUACUCUAUCAAUGUACUGUACGCUGACCAAGAGAUACAAAGCAGUCCCUACAAGGUCCAGGUGUUGCCUACCCAUGAUGCCAGUAAGGUGCGUGCCAGCGGCCCCGGUCUCAACACCACCGGAGUGCCCGCCUCUCUGCCUGUCGAGUUCACCAUCGACGUCAAGGAUGCAGGAGUUGGGCUGCUCGCUGUGCAGAUCACUGACCCAGAGGGGAAGCCUAAGAAGGCCAGUAUCUGUGACAACAAGGACGGGACCUAUCUGGUGUCGUAUAUACCUGACAUGGCAGGUCGUUACACCGUGCUGAUAAAGUAUGGAGGGGACGAGAUCCCUCACUCCCCUUACCACAUCAGCGCUCUACCUACUGGAGAUGCCAGCAAGUGUACCAUCACAGGAACUGGUGUGGGUACGACCAUCCAGAGCGGCGAGCAGACCGUCAUCACUGUGAAUGCAAAGGCUGCUGGAAAAGGAAAGGUGACGUGCAGUGUGUCUACCCCAGAAGGGGUGGAGUUAGAUGUAGACGUUGUGGAGAAGGAGGAUGGAACCUUUGAUAUUUUCUACACCGCCCCCCAGCCUGGAGAUUACUGUAUCUGCGUUCGCUUUGGAGGGGAACUCAUCCCCAACAGCCCCUUCCUAGUCACGGCAUUGGAAGGAUCCCCCUCAGAUCAGCUCCUCCAACAGGAACAACAACCACAGUACUACAGUCAACAACCCUCGGCAACAGACGGGCCAAUGCGAACGAACGGUUUGGACGUUGAGGGACUCCGGCCGUUUGAUCUGAUCAUCCCCUUCACCAUCCAGAAUGGAGAGAUCACAGGUGAUGUGCGCAUGCCGUCAGGUAAGACAGCCAAGCCAGACAUCACAGACAACAAGGACGGGACAGCAACGGUUACAUAUGCUCCAACUGAGGUCGGCCUGCACGAGAUGGACAUCAAAUACGACGGGAUACACAUCCCUGGUAGUCCCCUCCAGUUCUAUGUGGACUAUGUGAACAGCGGGAACGUCAGUGCGUACGGACCGGGCCUUAUCCACGGGACCGUCAACAAACCUGCUGUCUUCACAGUCAACACCAAGGACGCAGGAGAGGGUGGUCUGUCGCUGGCCAUCGACGGUCCAUCUAAAGCCGACAUCAGCUGUGUGGAUAACCAGGAUGGAACGUGUUCUGUGUCCUACCUGCCUGUUCUACCUGGAGACUACAGUAUCCUGGUCAAAUACAAUGACAAACACAUCCCCGGCAGCCCCUUCUCAGCCCGCAUCACAGGUGAUGACUCUAUGAGGAUGUCCCAUCUGAAGGUGGGCUCUGCUGCUGACAUCCCAUUGGACAUCGGAGAGCUGGACCUGAGUCAGCUGACUGCUUGUCUGACCACGCCCUCGGGCCAGGAGGAACCCUGCCACCUCAAGAUGCUUCGUAACGGACAUGUCGGCAUCUCGUUUGUUCCCACGGAGAUUGGAGAGCACCUGGUGAACAUCAAGAAAAACAGACACCAUAUUCCCAGCAGCCCCAUCACUGUGAUGAUCAGCCAAUCAGGGAUCGGCGACGCCAGCCGGGUGUGUGUGACUGGCCAGGGCCUCAGUGAGGCCAAAACCUUCGAACCCGCUGAGUUCAUCAUCGACACACACGAAGCAGGCUAUGGGGGUCUGAGUCUGUCCAUCGAGGGCCCCAGUAAGGUGGACAUUAACACUGAGGACCAGGAGGAUGGCACCUGUAAGGUCAGCUACUGCCCUACUGAACCAGGAAACUACAUCAUCAACAUCAAGUUCGCCGACCAACACGUACCAGGGAGUGCGUUCACAGUGAAGGUGACCGGAGAAGGGAGGAUGAAGGAGAGUAUCACCAUGACGAAGAGAGCAGCAUCUGUUGCUAACGUGGGCAGCCAGUGUGACCUCAGCCUCAAGAUCCCAGAGAUCAGCAUAGCAGACAUGGUGGGUCAGGUGACCAGUCCGUCUGGUCAGGUCCAGGAAGCUGACAUCAUGGAGGAAGAGAACAACACCUGCUGCAUCCGCUUUGUUCCCACGGAGACCGGCGUGCACACAGUGUGUGUGAAGUACGCGGGCGUGCACGUGCCCGGCAGCCCCUUCCAGUUCACUGUGGGGCCCCUGGGAGAAGGAGGGGCCCACAAGGUCCGCGCUGGGGGGCCCGGGCUGGAGAGGGCAGAGGUUGGAGUACCAGCUGAGUUCAGUAUCUGGACACGGGAGGCGGGUGCAGGGGGUCUCAGCAUCGCGGUGGAGGGGCCCAGUAAAGCAGAGAUCACCUUCGAGGACCGCAAGGACGGGUCCAAUGGAGUAUCCUACAUGGUCCAGGAGUCAGGAGACUAUGAGGUGUCUAUCCGUUUCAACGAGGAGCACAUCCCUGACAGUCCCUUCGUGGUUCCCGUGGCGUCGCCCUCUGAUGACGCCAGACGACUCACUGCCAGUCUUCAGGAGUCCGAGUUGAAGGUCAACCACCCAGCAUCCUUUGCUGUGAGCCUGAACGGAGCGAAGGGACAGAUCGACGCUAAAGUCCACAGCCCAUCUGGAGCCCUGGAGGGCUGCUGUGUUACUGAGCUAGACCAGGAUAAAUAUGCUGUGAGGUUCAUUCCUAGAGAGAACGGUCUGUAUCUGAUCGAUGUGAAGUUCAACGGCAGUCACAUCCCCGGCAGCCCCUUCAAAAUCAGAGUAGGGGAGACAGGACAGGCUGGAGACCCAGGCAUGGUGACCGCCUACGGAGCUGGAUUAGAGGGAGGAACCACUGGUACAGCCUGUGAGUUCGUGGUCAACACCAGUAAGGCGGGCCCCGGGGCACUGGCGGUGACCAUCGACGGCCCCUCCAAGGUGAAGAUGGACUGUGUUGAGUGUCCGGAGGGUUACAAGGUGACCUACGCCCCCAUGGCUCCAGGAAACUACUUGAUCUCCAUCAGAUACGGAGGACCUUACCACAUCGUAGGAUCCCCCUUCAAGGCCAAGAUCACUGGCUCCAAGCUGGUCAGUAGCCAUAGCAACCACGAGACGUCCAGCGUCAUGGUCGAUGCCGUGACUCGCCAGGUCAGCUACUCCCACCAGGGAGCUCCCAGCCAAUCGGACGCCAGCUGUGUGACAGCCGAGGGGCUCGGUCUAUCAAAGGGUUUCAUCGACCAGAAGAACAUCUUCAGCGUGGACUGCAGCAAAGCAGGUCGUAACAUGCUGUUGGUGGGUGUGGACGGGCCCAGGGUUCCCUGUGAGGAGGUUCUGGUGAAGCAUCUUGGGAACCGUGUCUAUAACAUCAGCUACCAGCUCAAGGAGAAGGGAGAGUACAUCCUGGUAGUGAAGUGGGGAGAACAACACAUCCCUGGCAGCCCCUACCACAUCACUGUCUAGACCAAUCAGAUUCUACCACAUCACUGUCUAGACCAAUCAGAUUCUACCACAUCACUGUCUAGACCAAUCAGAUUCUACCACAUCACUGUCUAGACCAAUCAGAUUCUACCACAUCACUGUCUAGACCAAUCAGAUUCUACCACAUCACUGUCUAGACCAAUCAGAUUCAACCACAUCACUGUCUAGACCAAUCAGAUUCUACCACAGCACUGUCUAGACCAAUCAGAUUCUACCACAUCACUGUCUAGACCAAUCAGAUUCUACCACAUCACUGUCUAGACCAAUCAGAUUCUACCACAUCACUGUCUAGACCAAUCAGAUUCUACCACAACACUGUCUAGACCAAUCAGAUUCUACCACAUCACUGUCUAGACCAAUCAGAUUCUACCAUAUCAUUGUCUAGACCAAUCAGAUUCUACCAUAUCAUUGUCUUGACCAAUCAGAUUCAACCACAUCAUUGUUUAGACCAAUCAGAUUCUACCAUAUCAUUGUCUAGACCAAUCAGAUUCUACCAUAUCAUUGUCUAGACCAAUCAGAUUCUACCAUAUCAUUGUCUAGACCAAUCAGAUUCUACCACAUCAUUGUUUAGACCAAUCAGAUUCUACCAUAUCAUUGUCUAGACCAAUCAGAUUUUACCACAUCACUGUUUAGACCAAUCAGAUUCUACCACAUCAUUGUCUAGACCAAUCAGAUUCUACCACAUCAUUGUCUAGACCAAUCAGAUUCUACCAUAUCAUUGUCUAGACCAAUCAGAUUCUACCACAUCACUGUUUAGACCAAUCAGAUUCUACCACAUCAUUGUCUAGACCAAUCAGAUUCUACCACAUCACUGUCUAGACCAAUCAGAUUCUACCACAUCACUGUCUAGACCAAUCAGAAUCUACCACAUCACUGUCUAGACCAAUCAGAUUCUACCACAUCACUGUUUAGACCAGGGUUCCCCAAAAGGCGGCCCGGUUAUUUUGUUUUAAAGUUUUCUGACAAUAAAUAAAUGUUAUUUAAAUGUUUUAUUGUUGGACAUAAAAGACUAAACACUCACAGGCGUGCCGAAGGUUACCGACUCCAGUCAGAUUUAACCAUACCACUGUCUAACCAAUCAGAGUGUCCCAAGUCACUGUCUAACCAAUCAGAGUGUCCCAAGUCACUGUCUAACCAAUCAGAGUGUCCCAAGUCACUGUCUAACCAAUCAGAGUGUCCCAAGUCACUGUCUAACCAAUCAGAGUGUCCCAAGUCACUGUCUAACCAAUCAGGGGUGUCCCAAGUCACUGUCUAACCAAUCAGAGUGUCCCAAGUCACUGUCUAACCAAUCAGAGUGUCCCAAGUCACUGUCUAACCAAUCAGAGUGUCCCAAGUCACUGUCUAACCAAUCAGCGAUUACAACCUUCCAUACACAUACACCAUAACCCAAACCAAACAAUAAUGCAUAAAAUGAAUAUUCCUCUAUUCAUCCCUCUGUCCUCCCUCCCCAUCAUUCCUCUAUUCAUCCCUCUGUCCUCCCUCCCCAUCAUCCCUCUGUCCUCCCUCCCCAUCAUCCCUCUGUCCUCCCUCCCCAUCAUCCCUCUGUCCUCCCUCCCCAUCAUCCCUCUGUCCUCCCUCCCCAUCAUUCCUCUGUCCUCCCUCCCCAUCAUUCCUCUAUUCAUCCCUCUGUCCUCCCUCCCCAUCAUCCCUCUGUCCUCCCUCCCCAUCAUCCCUCUGUCCUCCCUCCCCAUCAUCCCUCUGUCCUCCCUCCCCAUCAUUCCUCUGUCCUCCCUCCCCAUCAUUCCUCUAUUCAUCCCUCUGUCCUCCCUCCCCAUCAUUCCUCUAUUCAUUCCUCUGUCCUCCCUCCCCAUCAUUCCUCUAUUCAUUCCUCUGUCCUCCCUCCCCAUCAUUCCUCUAUUCAUCCCUCUGUCCUCCCUCCCCAUCAUUCCUCUAUUCAUCCCUCUGUCCUCCCUCCCAUCAUUCCUCUCUUCAUCCCUCUGUCCUCCCUCCCCAUCAUUCCUCUGUCCUCCCUCCCCAUCAUUCCUCUAUUCAUCCCUCUGUCCUCCCUCCCCAUCAUUCCUCUAUUCAUCCCUCUGUCCUCCCUCCCCAUCAUCCCUCUGUCCUCCCUCCCCAUCAUUCCUCUAUUCAUCCCUCUGUCCUCCCUCCCCAUCAUCCCUCUGUCCUCCCUCCCCAUCAUUCCUCUAUUCAUUCCUCUGUCCUCCCUCCCCAUCAUCCCUCUGUCCUCCCUCCCCAUCAUCCCUCUGUCCUCCCUCCCCAUCAUCCCUCUGUCCUCCCUCCCCAUCAUUCCUCUCUUCAUCCCUCUGUCCUCCCUCCCCAUCAUUCCUCUGUCCUCCCUCCCCAUCAUUCCUCUAUUCAUCCCUCUGUCCUCCCUCCCCAUCAUUCCUCUAUUCAUCCCUCUGUCCUCCCUCCCCAUCAUCCCUCUGUCCUCCCUCCCCAUCAUCCCUCUGUCCUCCCUCCCCAUCAUUCCUCUAUUCAUCCCUCUGUCCUCCCUCCCCAUCAUUCCUCUAUUCAUCCCUCUGUCCUCCCUCCCCAUCAUUCCUCUAUUCAUCCCUCUGUCCUCCCUCCCCAUCAUCCCUCUGUCCUCCCUCCCCAUCAUUCCUCUAUUCAUCCCUCUGUCCUCCCUCCCCAUCAUUCCUCUAUUCAUCCCUCUGUCCUCCCUCCCCAUCAUCCCUCUGUCCUCCCUCCCCAUCAUUCCUCUAUUCAUCCCUCUGUCCUCCCUCCCCAUCAUUCCUCUAUUCAUCCCUCUGUCCUCCCUCCCCAUCAUAAUCAUUAGCAGUCAUAGGGAAACAUGCACCUAUUAUUACUGUAACUAGCUUAGCAACAUGUACCUUCCUUUCCCCACACAGUGAUUAGCUGUGUGCAAGUGUUAGCCUAGCCUAGCAUAGUGUGUUGGUAUAGGGGUUUGCUUAGCGUAGCAUAGUAUAUUGGUAUAGAGAUUCGCCUAAUGCUAGUCCAGUGUGUUCAUAAUGCUAAUUUUAACACGUUUCUUUAGCUGCUGGUGUGGCUUGGUGUUAGCUUGUCUUAACCACUCCAAUAAUGAACGUUUAGGUUAAUAACUGUUAGUAUGUAAUGAUGUGUUAACAUAGUAAAACACAGGUAAACACAGCCCCGUAACAUAGUAAAACACAGGUAAACACAGCCCCGUAACAUAGUAAAACACAGGUAAACACAGCCCCGUAACAUAGUAAAACACAGGUAAACACAGCCCCGUAACAUAGAACGUCACACACACUGCUGCCACAAUGUUUUAAAGGUGUAACUAGCACUGCAGUGACUGACCCAGUUAUAACUGCAUAUUGACUAGCAUCAAAGUAUCAAUGUCCAUGUUACUAUUAUUAUACAGUUAUAAAUAACUGUAGUGUCGAUGUGAUGUCCUGCUGUUACUAGUAUUGAAUAAUAACUGACACGGUAGUAACUAAUGAAUAAUAACUGACACGGUAGUAACUAAUGUAUAAUAACUGACACGGUAGUAACUAAUGUUACUAGUAUUGAAUAAUACCUGACACGGUAGUAACUAAUGUUACUAGUAUUGAAUAAUAACUCUCACAAUAGUAACUAAUGUUACUAGUAUUGAAUAAUAACUGACACGGUAGUAACUAAUGUUACUAGUAUUGAAUAAUAACUGACACGGUAGUAACUAAUGUUACUAGUAUUGAAUAAUAACUGACACGGUAGUAACUAAUGAAUAAUAACUGACACGGUAGUAACUAAUGUUACUAGUAUUGAAUAAUAACUGACACGGUAGUAACUAAUGUUACUAGUAUUGAAUAAUAACUGACACGGUAGUAACUAAUGUUACUAGUAUUGAAUAAUAACUGACACAGUAGUAACUAAUGUUACUAGUAUUGAAUAAUAACUGACACAGUAAUACCCCUCCUUUAGGUUUGUUAGUCAGUUUUCCUGAACAAAAAUUUACCUUGUCUGUUAAAGGGCUUUACAGUGUUUGUAAGACAUACAGUAUUUUAAUACACAAUAAAGACGUGUAAGUAUUUUUCUGUCAA
Molecule: messenger RNA, 11596 nt
Organism: Salvelinus fontinalis (brook trout)
Lineage: Eukaryota; Metazoa; Chordata; Actinopteri; Salmoniformes; Salmonidae
Product: filamin-A-like
Exons: 47
Coding region: 18-7616 (2532 amino acids)
Biological process (GO): actin cytoskeleton organization
Molecular function (GO): actin filament binding
Source: RefSeq, a predicted model, not a curated record